This is a messenger RNA of Cavia porcellus (domestic guinea pig), 4136 nucleotides long. RefSeq names its product protein phosphatase 1 regulatory inhibitor subunit 2 (gene Ppp1r2). The record is from RefSeq and is a predicted model, not a curated record. The transcript is spliced from 6 exons. Gene Ontology annotation, molecular function: protein phosphatase inhibitor activity. Gene Ontology annotation, biological process: regulation of signal transduction. NCBI's taxonomy places the organism in Eukaryota, Metazoa, Chordata, Mammalia, Rodentia, Caviidae. Bases 286 to 903 code for a protein of 205 amino acids.
UUCGGGUCAGCGUCGCUCGCGCGCUGAGGCACUAGGCCCGCGUCGCUCCGGGCGCGGGUCGAGUGCCGGCGGCGCGGGGCCGCUCGCGCGCGGCGUCGACUGUGGCGUCACGAUCAUUGUGUCGUGACGGUGACGCCCGGAGUUGUAUCCAUUGCAGCUCGUUCGGCCGCUGUAGCCCGGAGCUGGCUCUGCGGCUACCUAGCAGGUCGCCGCGAGCGCCCGACAUUUCUCUUCCUGGAUCCUUCGCCAACAGCGACCCUGAGCCAACAGCAGGAACCACCGGCAAUGGCGGCCUCGACGGCGUCGCACCGGCCCAUCAAGGGGAUCCUGAAGAACAAGACCGCUGCGACUUCCUCGGUGGUGGCCUCGGCCGAAGAACCCCGCCGGAGCGUGGACGAGGAGCUGAGUAAAAAAUCCCAGAAGUGGGAUGAAAUGAACAUCCUGGCAACCUAUCAUCCAGCUGACAAAGACUAUGGUUUGAUGAAAAUAGAUGAACCAAGCACUCCUUUCCAUAGUAUGAUAGGUGAUGAUGAAGACGCAGUUAGUGAUUCUGAAGCCACUGAGCCCCUAACUCCAGAUGUCUUAGCUAAGAAAUUGGCUGCUGCUGAAGGCUCAGAGCUGAAGUAUCAGAUUCGGGAACAAGAAAGCAGUGGAGAAGAGGAUAAUGAUCUCUCACCAGAAGAGCGAGAAAAAAAGCGACAAUUUGAAAUGAAAAGGAAGCUUCACUACAAUGAAGGACUGAAUAUUAAGUUAGCUAGACAAUUAAUUUCAAAAGACUUACAUGAUGAGGAGGAAGACGAAGAAAUGUCAGCAACUGCAGAUGGCGAAAAAAUGAAUAUUGAAGAAUCAAAGCAAGGAUCUACUACAGGUGAUCAACGGCAAAACAAAUCACAAAAUUCAUAGAAGAGCUUUGUUCAAUGCUGCACUUGUCAAAUACAAAUCCUGUUACUAUGAUACAACUGCUUCUUGUUUUCCACAAUUCAUGACUUAAGUACCAAAAUACAUCCCAGUUUAUUAUAGAUUGCCAAGAAUUAAAUGAUGACCUUAGAGACUGGUUAGACUGAAAAUGUCUAAUGAAUGCAUAUAUUCUUGUGCCUCACACUUCACCACAAAUACAGUAUAACCUAAUAGUCCAAAACCGCUUUACUUUUGUAAGAACACUGGUUAAUUUGUAUAUUAUAUAGCUUUUUAUGCAUUAAAAGUUAAUGUCUUUUUUGGGGGGAGGAAACUAACUUAUUUUCAUCACUUGUAGAUGUGGUUACUUAUAAAUAGGUGGUUGGGCUUUUGUUUUUUACCAAAAGCCAGUUGGAACAAUAGGACAUAUAGAUUGAUGAAUACUCAGGCUGAAAAGUAUUUUUCACAGUUGUUUUCAGUGUGAUUUGUCUGACUGAGGAUUACAAGAGUUACUGUUAUAUUUUCCAGUCACUACCUUCAAAAUACCUGUUAAGGUUUUUUUGUGCUUACAAGGAAGGACUGAUGUUUUUCUCAUCAAAACUAGAUUGUUUUUGUUUUUUAAAUGUCGGGUUAAACUUGCACUAGUGUCUGCUCUGCUUGUUUUGGUACAACGGGCAGACUUCAGAUCAGUUUCUUCAGGAAACACAGCUCUAGCGUAGCCCUGUCAGCGUGCCCACUCCCUUCUACACAUACAAGGGUCACACAAGAUUGUCACGAUGUUGGGAGCUGUCUUUUCUCUCACACACUCUUGUCAUUUGCUGCAGUAAUGAAUUUCUCCUUGCUUAACCAUGCCUAAUCUACUUGUGAAGAAAGUAGUUGAGCAGUACUAUAAACAGGAUAUAUAAAAGUGCUCAAUUCUGUGCCUCCCUGGCUUACAUCUGGAUAAUUAAAUUGCUAUUCGCUCAUUUGACUUAAUUAGAUCUUAGAAAACAGUUAAGGAUUUUUUGCAUGAUGAGAGAAUUGUAUGUAACCAGUGAUACAAUUGUUGCUGAAUGUACAGAUAGAAUUAAGUCUGAACAUUUUUUAAUUUAAAAAAGUUUAAUAGUCCCUGCUUUAGAGGAAUAUGAUAAUGUGUCUUUUGACAAAUGUCCUUUAUUCUUCUAACAGGAUAAUUUGGAUUAUUUUUUCCCCUGAAAUGAAGAGUCCUGUAUAUUUUAGUUCCGUGAUGUUUUCAUUUCUAGUCAGUUAUUUGUAUCAAGUUUUUGUUAGUACCAAGAAUCCAUUAUCCGAACAGACUUUUAAAAUAAUUUCUGUAUAUUAUAUAUAUAUGAAAUGGCUUUUAUUGAAGAACUGAUCUUCCACUUGCAAGUUUAUUGGAAAUACCAGUAUGUUGAAAUAAAAAGUUGGAGAAUUAUUUGCUGUUAGAAGAAUAUAUUAUUUUGAAUACUUUUUCUUAAAGUAAUCAAAGUACCUCUGAACUGUAGGUAUAGUAUAACAUCUGUCUUCUGAAUUACGGCAAUUUGGGGGGGUUGUGGAAUUUUAAACUACAUAGGUAUUCACAGAAAGUACUCACAUGUUUUCUGUUUGUUUGCAUUGUAUUGGGGAUUGAGUCCAAGGCCUUGUGUAUGCUAGGCAAGCACUGAGCUACCCCUCCCUCUCUCUCUCCUUCUCUUUCCUCUCCUCUCUCUCUGUCCCUUUCCCUCUUCUUCCUUCUCUUUUCUUCUGUUCUCUUCUCUUUUCUCCCUCCUUCCUCCUCCCUCCCUCACUCUCCCCUCUCCUCUCCUCUCCUCUCCUCUCCUCUCCUCUCCUCUCCUCUCCUCUCCUCUCCUCCGUCUCUCUCAUUUUGAGGCACUAUCUCACUGUUUCCCAGGCAGGCCUCAAAACUCCUGUGGUCCUUCCUCCUGCCCCAGCUUCCACAUGCUCUAUUUGUUGAAGCCAUUGCUGUGCAGUGCAGGAAAAGAUAAGACGCAAAUAACUGAUUCUUUUGGUGAUUUCUGUAAAGUAUUUCUUGAAACUUUUUAAAAAUUGUUUUUUUAUUUCUUAAAGCAAAUCAUUUCUGGUUUCAGAAGUAGGUAAUUAUCUCACAGGUGUAAGACUUGCCAAACAGCACGCUUGGUGAGAUUUUGGGUAGUCAGGUGCAGCUGAAUAAGAAUGUUUCAGCGAGUCUUGGAGUAGCCAGAAUAAUAAAGCAUUGUGGCCUGGAACUGUAGCCCAGACACACACACUUGAUAGUGUGCACUAGAUUCUGUCAGCCCCCACACCACAAAAGGAGAAAGGAGCAGCAGAAGCAACUGCCUCUGCUUUAUGAUAUAAGGUAGGUGUUUCCUUUGGAGAAAGUUGUCUGUGAACGUUUGGUUCUUUUCAAGGUAGAUUUUACUUCCAGUCAUGUAUUCAUUAUUAUUUCCUGUACUUAAAGUUCAACAGGGAUGGCCUUGAAGAUCUGACACAUGAUAGUGUAAGUGGAUUGUUAAAAUAACUUUUGAAGUUUAGAGCUAACUGCCGUUUCCCCCUAAACUUUACAUUUACGUUAAUGUAUGCUGCACAUACUGCAGUGAAAUAAGUAUGGCACUGGCCUGUGUGUGGGCCUUAGUUCCUUGUGAGUCAGCUGUGUCAGGAUCGUAUUCUACUGACCAAGUGUUGACACCAGGAUGGAUCUUGGCUUAUAUUGUAGCUGAGUAGUUUCCUUGGUUAUAGUAAAAAUUAUAACAAAAGCUGGCAUUUUUUUGGAGACUAUUUUCACCUGUCUGUGUCCCUUAUAUCUAAUCCUCGAAACAACCAUACAAAUCAGACAUCCUUCUCUGUACUCUAGAAAUAAGGAAAAUGCUCCUUACCAGGUUAUUUGGGCUGUGUCUCAUACCUGCUACGUGACAGAAUUCAAAUCCAGAUCCAACUAAAUUCUAUGGUCUUUUUCAAUGCUUUUUUAGAUGAAAAUUCAUUUUAUAAAGUGCACCUUAUAAAUAAACCUCAUUUGGAUUCUUGUAUAUAUUGUAUGCUUUAGGAGAACUAUUUUUCAAGUAGUUAUUCGGAAAUAUUGAAAAUUUUGUUUAAGGUUUGUAUUGCAUGUAGGAAAGUCAGAUGCACAAGUGCUCCGUGGCUGGAGAUUUGAGUGCAUGAUCUGGUUGUAUUCCACAAGUUUGUUUCUAAGCAGACUGUUUCAAGCUUAAAACAUAAUUAUUUCAGAAUGUGAAUGUAUUACAAAGUCAAGUACCAAGUUGGUCUAUAAAAAUCAGCAUGUGCCUAAA